GUAGAAUUCGUGGUUGAUGAGUCUGAAGACCAGAUGAGGGAUUUGCAGGACCACGUGGGGCUUCCUCUUGUGUUUUUGAGACUGCUGUCACUCCCAGGCGGACAUGGAGAUGGCAGGCCCAACCCCCACCCCGCAUCAUUUGGCGUGAUCCGUGCUUGGCUCUCAUUUUUGCUCAGAUGGCAAAUCCACAGCCUUCUCCUCCACCUCCACCUUGUUAUAUCUAGGAGAUGAUGAGCCAAAGGGAGAGAGUCCUGAGAGGCUGAAAGGUGGGGUCAGGGCCCGAGAGAAGGAAGCAAAACCUUUAGCAUAUACGGCCAUGAAUGUCAAUUGGAGUCAAUCGUAAAGGAAUAAGGAGAAUGCUCUUUAAAGGAAUUGAUUGCUUUCCACGCAUGUCCUGCGCUUGGGCCAGAGUGGACUGACCGCUCCUGCGGAGGUGUAGCCUCAGCACACAGCCUGCGCUCCCCACCCCCGAAGAUGCAGCCACAGCAGCCCCACUGUGGCCCUCUCCUUCUGGAAGCUUCUCCAGGCUCUGAGGGCUCUUCCUUGUCUGGUCCCUGUGGAUCCCCAUGCUCAAGCCCGUCUCAGGUCCUUGGCCAUGAACCCGGUGCAGAGACCUGAGAUGUUCAUCAUCGGAGCCCAGCCCGUGUGCAGCCAGCUCCCUGGGCUGUCCCCCGGCCAGAGGAAGCUGUGCCAGCUUUACCAGGAGCACAUGGCCUACAUAGGGGAGGGGGCCAGGACGGGCAUCAAGGAAUGUCAGCACCAGUUCCGGCAGCGGCGGUGGAAUUGCAGCACCGUGGGCAAUGCCUCUGUCUUUGGAAGGGUCGUGCAGAUAGGGAGCCGGGAGACGGCCUUCACCUACGCCGUGAGCGCUGCCGGGGUCGUGAACGCCAUCAGCCGCGCCUGCCGCGAGGGCGAGCUGUCCACGUGCGGCUGCAGCCGGGCCGCGCGGCCCAAGGACCUGCCGCGGGACUGGCUGUGGGGCGGCUGCGGGGACAAUGUGGAGUACGGCUACCGCUUCGCCAAGGAGUUUGUGGACGCCCGCGAGCGGGAGAAGAACUUUGCCAAGGGGUCGGAGGAGCAGGGCCGCGUGCUCAUGAACCUGCAGAACAACGAGGCAGGCCGAAGGGCUGUGUAUAAGAUGGCAGACGUAGCCUGCAAAUGCCAUGGCGUUUCGGGGUCCUGCAGCCUCAAGACCUGCUGGCUGCAGCUGGCUGAGUUCCGCAAGGUGGGGGACCAGCUGAAGGAGAAGUAUGACAGCGCAGCCGCCAUGCGCAUCACCCGCAGGGGCAAGUUGGAGCUGGUCAACAGCCGCUUCAACCAGCCCACCCCCGAGGACCUGGUCUACGUGGACCCCAGCCCGGACUACUGCCUGCGCAACGAGAGCACUGGCUCGCUGGGCACGCAGGGCCGCCUGUGCAACAAGACAUCGGAGGGCAUGGAUGGCUGCGCGCUCAUGUGCUGCGGCCGUGGCUAUGACCAGUUCAAGAGCGUGCAGGUGGAGCGCUGCCACUGCAAGUUCCACUGGUGCUGCUUCGUCAGGUGCAAGAAGUGCACGGAAGUUGUGGACCAGUUUGUCUGCAAGUAGCUGGGGCCCCAGUCCUGGCUCCCUCUGCUCCGCCUCACAGAAGUCUAUAUUAUAUAAAUCUAUAUAAAUCUAUUUUAUAUUUGUAUAAAUAAACGGAUGGAUGGUAAAUAAUUAGAAGAAGAAAAUGGAGAGGAAAAGCUUAUUUAAAUGACACUGGAGGUGGUGGAGGAUAGGACUUGGCUGGUUCUCUGCUCCCAGUGGGUGGGCAAAGCGCUUUGUGCCUCCCUCUGGUGGCGACUCUCAAGAUGUAGGGAUGUGGGACUGUCCACUGUCUGCCCUCCAGGGCCUAGAGGGGAGAGGUCAUGGUUGGAUGGAGAACUUGAUUUUGUCUGGAGUCUUUGCCAGGUGGGGCUGCCGUGCCAGCCCAGCCCCCAUGCCAGGCAGCCCUGUGGAAGGUGGCAGGAACACAGCGUCACGCCUGGUGUUCACGUACUUGCCAAAUCCACAGUCACAGGAAAGGGGACAGGCCCUACGCCAUCUCCAACCUGGGGACCACGGAGGGACAGCUCCUCCCCAGAUUCUGGGCCUGUCCUUCCCGUGAGAAUGGCUCUUCCUCUACAGCUCCAGCUUCUGCCCAGGGCUCUGUGCACCAGGAGGGAGAGGUUCUACCUGAUGGGUCGGCAAGAAUGCAGACGAAAUGCUGGUGCCCGAGCUGUGGAGAGCCAGGUGGUGGCCAGCCAGAAGCAUUGCACUGUCACACAGGGAACCGAGACUGACUCUGCUCCCGUGUCUCCCCACAAGGAAGGCUGGGUCAGGCUGAGUCAGGUCUCUGCUCCAGAUGUAGUUUCCCUCUAUCAUUAAACAUCCUCCACGGAA
Molecule: messenger RNA, 2401 nt
Organism: Phacochoerus africanus (Common warthog)
Lineage: Eukaryota; Metazoa; Chordata; Mammalia; Artiodactyla; Suidae
Gene: WNT5B
Product: Wnt family member 5B
Exons: 4
Coding region: 596-1585 (329 amino acids)
Biological process (GO): cell fate commitment; neuron differentiation; canonical Wnt signaling pathway
Cellular component (GO): extracellular region
Molecular function (GO): frizzled binding; cytokine activity
Source: RefSeq, a predicted model, not a curated record